AUGACUUCAGAGCAGACCCGCAUCACUCGCUGGCUGCAGCUACAAGACUCGGUUGCACCACAAGGCCCGCUGCUUAGUCCGGGGAACGAGUUCCCGCUGAGGACCCUGCCCUCCCUUCCUUCCAACAGCUCCCUCUCCGACAUCGAUUCGGAUGAAGGCCCCAGGCUUCCCCAACGCACCCAAAUCGCCACGCUUAUCCACCCACCCGUCCCUACCAUGACGGAUGACCACGCCGCUGCUCGACGACGCUCCUCCUCCCUCGCCGGCGCCAGCCUACCCACCAGAACAGACUCCAAGAAGCACCGCCGCCGUCCUUCGGACCACAUUGCCGAAGAAGGCCCAGAGUCGUCGGGCGCAGACCGCUCAGACUCAGACUCCCAGAGUGACAGCGACGAACACGACAGCGACGACAUGAGUGCAGACGGACUCGAGGACGACGAGGAGACGGGCCUCACCAAGAGAGACAGGCGCAGGCGCCGGAGAAGAAAGAGGAGGAAUACCCUGCUCGACCAGCGCAUCGCUCCUGACGACACGUACACUAAGGAGGAGAAGAAGAUUGCCGACCAGAACCUCCUCAAAUCCAUGCUCAUCAAUGGCGUCCUCAUUGGUCUAUGGUACUUCUUCUCCAUAUCCAUUUCCGUCUACAACAAGUGGAUGUUCAAGGAGGCCAAGGACGACGGCGAGACCAAGAAUAUUUUCCCAUUUCCUUUGUUCACCACAUGCCUGCACAUGAUUGUGCAGUUUACCCUCGCAUCGCUCGUUUUGUUUCUCAUACCCUCCUUUCGACCAAGACAUGACUCCCUUAACCCGCAUGGCGCCAGAGGGCGUGCCGAGCCGCUGGACCCAAAGAAGCCGCUCAUGACCAAGUGGUUCUACUUUAGCAGGCUUGGACCCUGUGGUGCAGCCACGGGUAUGGACAUUGGCUUGGGUAACACGAGCUUGAAGUUCAUCUCAUUAACCUUUUUCACAAUGUGCAAGUCAUCUGCACUAGGCUUUGUCCUUGUCUUCGCAUUCCUCUUCCGCCUCGAACAACCGUCAUGGAGACUCGUCUUCAUCAUUCUCAUCAUGACUGCCGGUGUCGUGAUGAUGGUAGCUGGUGAAGCUGCCUUUCACACGCUCGGCUUCAUUCUCGUCAUGGUAUCAGCGUGCUCGUCGGGCUUCCGCUGGUCCCUGACCCAGAUUCUGCUCUUACGCAACCCCGCCACGGCGAACCCAUUUUCCUCCAUCUUCUUCCUUGCACCUGUCAUGUUCCUCAGCAUAUUCAUUCUCGCGAUACCCGUGGAAGGCUUCCCCGCGCUUUUGGAGGGCCUUUCACACCUAUUCGAAACAAAGGGUACUGGCCUCGGCAUUGGCAUUCUUUUAUUCCCGGGAGUCCUGGCCUUUCUCAUGACCUCAUCCGAGUUUGCUCUGCUGAAGCGGACUUCGGUCGUCACCCUUAGCAUUUGUGGCAUUUUCAAGGAGGUGGUUACCAUUGGAACCGCAAAUCUCGUUUUCAAGGAUCCGCUUACGCCCAUCAACCUGACUGGGCUUGUCGUUACUAUUGGCAGCAUCGCCGCAUACAACUACAUGAAGUUUAAGAAGAUGAGGGAGGAGGCGCUUAUGAAUGCCCAUUUGCAGAACCAGAGCGAGUAUGCGGCUGUGAACACAGUAGACCCUCUAGAGCGCGACAGGAGAGGCAGCGUGGUGGUACGACCAGGGCAAAGCAUAGUGCGCACCAGCCUUCAGCUUGCCCCUGGUAUGAAUGGAGCCGCAUUAGUGGACAGCCCAGCAAGGACAAGUCCAUUGAAGCGGCCAGAGGACCACGAGUAG
Bipolaris oryzae ATCC 44560 is the source of this 1809-nucleotide messenger RNA. RefSeq lists its product as uncharacterized. Lineage: Eukaryota; Fungi; Ascomycota; Dothideomycetes; Pleosporales; Pleosporaceae. The record is from RefSeq and is a predicted model, not a curated record. Gene Ontology annotation, molecular function: antiporter activity. Gene Ontology annotation, biological process: UDP-glucose transmembrane transport. Gene Ontology annotation, cellular component: endoplasmic reticulum-Golgi intermediate compartment; cis-Golgi network; Golgi apparatus. The coding region runs from base 1 to 1809 and encodes 602 amino acids. The transcript has 3 exons.